AUGAUUGAAAUGUCACCAAAACUGUCGAAACCGUUAUCACCGGGAGAUGUGAUCACUCAAGACAUGCCUCUCAUUCAUGUCCUAAAGUUUCAACUCAAAAGCAAAUAUUGCGACAAUUGUUUUAAACGCUCGGAUCAAUUGAAGAGAUGUACGAAAUGUCUUCACAUGUAUUAUUGCGGUAAAGAGUGUCAGAAGAAUGACUGGAAGUAUCACAAGAAUGAGUGUCCACUCUAUGGCCACCCAAUGGUCCAGAUGUUUAUCGACGACAAUUGGUCCCAACUUUGGCUCCGACUCUACCUAUCAGUGAAAACGGUGCAAAACUUUGCCACAAAAAAGUACCGAUUGUUUGACGGAUCGGAUGUCAGUCUCAGAGAUAUCAAAGUGAAUGCCAUUGAUUUGAACGACAACUAUAAACGGGAACGUUUCCAAGGGAUUGGUAUUCUCUUUGAGGCAUUACAUAUGGAUUACGAUCCCAAAGAAGUACUCCAUUGGUUGGCACUGGUAUUCACUGUCCCUAAUGUGGCCAUACAUUCGGGUGACGAGCAAUCGAUUGAGUUCAUCGGUCGCGCGCUUUACGCCCCGAACCUAGUGCUGGAGCACAGCUGCCGUCCCAACAGUGCACUCAUUGUUAACUUCAAUGGAGACCUAUCGAUACAAUUGCGGGCAAUGAGACCGAUAGCCGCCGGCGAAGAGAUUACUAUAACUCUCAUACCGUUGGAUCGAAACCGUGAGGACCGACACAAUGCGCUAAAGCAGUGGUCAAUUGACUGCGAGUGCGACAAAUGUGUCCACCAUUUGGACCGUCGGAUCGAUUACCGGCGUCUCAUACCCUUCGAGCCGUUACCGCUUCACGUCUUCAGUUUCGGCACUCAAUUAAUGGAUUAUUUGCGGGAAGUGUUGACUGAUUUGGAUGUGGUGUACGACGGAUGCCAUCCGCAGCGGACAAUGUUUCUGAAGGGACUGAUUAUGGAUCUACAAAAGUGUCCACUAAUUCCCGAAACGGUUUUGAAUGAAAUGAAAGCAAAUUUCACGAAUGAAGUUGCGGUCACUUUUCGGGCCGACGACCCGUUUAGGCCUGUCUUAGGACCCGAAGGGUUGGUUUCGUUCAACGCAUUCGUGGAGUGCAAGGAACUGCAACGAUUUCAUUUGACAUACGCCAUGUCCAUCAGGGAGCUUAUGAAGGCUGGGAUUAUGAUAAUUAAGGAUAAACAUUUUGCAAAUCUAAAUAUUGAAGCAAAACUCAAAACGGGGGUCGACUCCAACGGUGUCCAAGCAACCGGUCCCGCGUUAGCCAUCCAAGUCUCGCAUCCGGUUUAUGACUCACGUCCUGUCAUCGACUCGCACGUCUGGUUAACGGGGCUUGCAGUCUUGCACUCGGCCUCUCGAGACUCGUCUCCGGUGUCCGUCUCUCCGGUCCGGUCUCUCAUGUCCGGUCUCUGUCGCUUUUGUCGGGCCUCCGUCUCACGCUUGCGGUCGCCGUUUCUCUUGUGUCCGGUCGUGCAUGCGUCUCGCCUGAUGGUAUACGAACAGUUUAAUCGAAUUACUUACCUUGACAAAUCCGCUUUGCCCGAACCUUCAAUCACCUUGAUCACAUUUAUAUUGGAACUGGUGUUGGGGUGUGAUGUAAUAGUAUACCAAGCAGUGAUUACCAAAUAUGGUAUCACAAGAUGUGAGAGCCCAUCCCAUCACCAGUUGAGAGAAGAGAUGCUGCACUCAAUCUGUCUAUUCUCUCCAGAAUACCGGCAGCCCUUUAAGAGCACUGACGUGUUGAGUGUGUUUGUGGUUCGGCGAGUGAGUGGUCAGUGCGAGUGUGAGUAA
Messenger RNA from Medioppia subpectinata, 1818 nucleotides. The record is from the annotation of a GenBank genome assembly. Lineage: Eukaryota; Metazoa; Arthropoda; Arachnida; Sarcoptiformes; Oppiidae.